Molecule: messenger RNA, 1551 nt
Organism: Diaporthe amygdali
Lineage: Eukaryota; Fungi; Ascomycota; Sordariomycetes; Diaporthales; Diaporthaceae
Exons: 4
Coding region: 1-1551 (516 amino acids)
Molecular function (GO): iron ion binding; oxidoreductase activity, acting on paired donors, with incorporation or reduction of molecular oxygen; monooxygenase activity
Source: RefSeq, a predicted model, not a curated record
AUGAAAACCACUGUCGUCGAUAUUAUGAUUAUGGCCGCAACCUACGCAGUCGGCAUCAUUCUACCCAUAAUCGUAAUCAUCGCCGCGUAUCGACUUCUGCUUCACCCUCUAGCAGGCUUCCCCGGCCCAUUGCCCGCGAAGCUCACGAGCGCAUACACGGGAUUCUAUGCGUGGAGACGAUGUUCUCACAUCUCCACCUACCGUGCCUUCCAGAAAUACGGCGAGAUCACCAUUGCUCAAAGGCUCAGUCCCCAGCACGCGUCAUCAGGCGCCGAGGAAGAGGCACGCACUUCUAACACGAGCGUCACGGCCAGGCCCGAUCGUCCGGAUAGCCCCGAAUCGUCUUGUCUUCUCCACUGUCACCGCACUCCAUGGGAGCUCCACCGAAAUAAGCGGAAGACCGUUGGGCCCGCCAUCUCCGAACGUGCAAUGCGUUUCUUUGAACAGGACAUGAGCCAAGAGGUCGAUAUCUUCCUAGCGCUGCUGCUCGAGUCUAGCACAAAGAAUGAAGUUGUCAAUAUGACGCCGCGUUGUGAGCGGUUGGGCGUUGAUGUCGUGGGUCGAUUGGCGUUCGGCUUUGAACUGAAAUCGCAACGCGAACCAACCCACAGACACGUCGCCGAGGGCAUAAAGGCCAGAUCAGCCAUCAGCAGUAUUUACAUGUCCUGGCCAAGUCUCCGCAUCCUCAACCCCGUCAUCACUUGGCUUUCGCCUCGUCAUCGAGAGACCGACAAAGAGAAUCUGUACAAAUCACUCCGUACGAUGAUCGGCAGCAGGAUGGUACUUCCCAAAGAGGCGAAACACGACUUCUAUGCGCAGGUCUCGGGAGAAAUGGGUCCUGAUGAGCUUUGGUCCGAGGCGAUUCUCAUUGUAGGCGCAGGGGGCAGCACAACAGCAACGACCAUGUCAGCCGCCUUCUUCUACCUUUCACGGAAUCCCCUUGCAUACAAGUGUUUAUGUACCGAAAUCCGAAGCAGGUUCUCCUCCGCCAGAGAGAUAAGCCAGGGCGCGCAGCUCAGUGCCUGCAGCUAUCUGCGCGCCGUGAUUGACGAGUCCCUUCGCCUAUCAACGGGAACUAUCUCCAACUGGCGUAUUCAGGCGGCGCCCUCAAUUGCGGCCGGGGAGCAGCUCGUUGUCGACGGGCACGUCAUCGCGCCGGGGACAGAGGUCGCAACCAACGCGUACAGUUUCAUGCGCAACCCAGACUACUACCCCGAGCCGUUAGCUUUCCGGCCCGAGCGCUGGCUGGAGGGCAACGAGGAGCAGCGCGCAACCAUGCGGCGCGCUCUGAUCCCGUUCUCCUUGGGCUCGCGCUCGUGUGCCGGCCAGGCCAUGGCCUACCUCGAGCUCAGCCUCGCCCUCGCGCGUACCUUCUGGUAUUUUGACUUUGAGAAAGCCCCCGGGGAGGCUGGUGGGCUGAGCGAGGUGCCUGGUGCACCUGGGGAGUUCAAAUUGGAAGAUAGCACGAUCGUGGGACACAGUGGCCCGAACUUAAUGUUCAGGACGCGUGCUGAUUACUGGAGGGAGUUGAUGGCCACUUCGUCGAGUUGA